UGUGUGUGUGUGUGUGUGUGUGUGUGUGUGUGUGUGUGUGUGUGUCAGCUGCUAUUUAAACAGUACACACCCUGCCCGUCCCGGAUCAUAACGGAGCUGCUGCUGCUGCUGAAGGUGAACUCAACAUGGCGCUGGUUUCUGAGUUUCUGGGACAACUGACGCUGUCGUACGGCGGGGAGGAGGAGCCUAAAUUCCCCACCGUGGUGCCGGCACGAGACUUCGACCCGGGAAGAGACGCCACCCGGAUCGACACCGCCAUCAAGACUAAAGGAGUGGACGAGCAGACGGUGAUCGACAUCCUGACGAGACGCAGCACGGAGCAGCGGAGAGAGAUCGCCUUCGAAUAUGAACGGAUCGCUAAGAAGGAUCUGAGCGUGGCCCUGAAGGGGGCGCUGUCCGGCUCCCUGGAGGCUCUGCUGCUGGGUCUGAUGAAGGGCACCGCUCAGUACGACGCCUCGGAGCUCAAAGCCUCCAUGAAGGGCCUGGGGACGGACGAGGAAACGCUCAUCGAGAUGGUCUGCUCGAGAAACAACGAGGAGCUGCUGGAGAUAAAGAGGGUUUACAAAGAGAUGUUUAAGAAGGAGCUGGAUAAAGAGGUAGCCGGAGACACUUCAGGGGACUUCGCUAAACUGCUGCUAGCGCUGGUUCAGACAAAGAGAGAUGAGCCGUCUAACGUGGUGGACUAUGAGAAGAUCGACGAGGACGCCAGAUGUCUGUAUGAAGCCGGGGUUCAGAGGAAAGGCACCGACGUGGCCGUCUGGAUCUCCAUCAUGUCCCAGAGGAGCGUCCCCCACCUGCAGAAAGUGGCUCAUGUUGAGCGCUAUAAGAGCUACAGUCCCUACGACAUGAAGGAGAGCAUCAGGAAGGAGGUGAAGGGAGACCUGGAGAAGUCCUUCCUCACUCUGGUGGAGUGCUUUGAGAACAGACAGCUGUACUUCGCCAACAGACUCAAUGAAGCCAUGAAGAGUAAAGGAGCGAAGGAGAAGGUGGUGACGAGGAUCAUGGUCUCUCGCUGUGAAGUCGACCUGAUGAAAAUCCGCUCAGAGUUCAAGAAGACGCACAAGAGAACUCUGUAUCAGACCAUCGCUGAGCACACUAAAGGAGACUACCAGAAGGCUCUGCUGAGUCUGUGCGGAGGAGACGACUGAGCUCUGAGUGGACUCCAUUUCCCAGAAGGCCGCUGGGUCCUAACAUCAGCUGACUGCAGAUUUUCUUUUAACUCUGCCCAUAAGAGCCUUGUUGUUGUUUUUUCUCUGUUAAACAGAUCACCUUCAUCUCUCUGAGCAGCUUCAGUUUUUAAAUAAAAUCGUUUCACCAGA
Messenger RNA from Trematomus bernacchii (emerald rockcod), 1319 nucleotides. RefSeq names its product annexin A2-like. Gene Ontology annotation, cellular component: cytoplasm. The record is from RefSeq and is a predicted model, not a curated record. The transcript is spliced from 14 exons. Lineage: Eukaryota; Metazoa; Chordata; Actinopteri; Perciformes; Nototheniidae. Gene Ontology annotation, molecular function: phospholipase inhibitor activity; calcium ion binding; cytoskeletal protein binding. The coding region runs from base 126 to 1148 and encodes 340 amino acids.